This is a messenger RNA of Racocetra fulgida, 402 nucleotides long. NCBI's taxonomy places the organism in Eukaryota, Fungi, Glomeromycota, Glomeromycetes, Diversisporales, Gigasporaceae. The record is from the annotation of a GenBank genome assembly.
AUGGAACGAACCACUUAUCCAUUUACACUCGAUAAACAAAUGGUGAUAGAUUUAAAAACGGAAUACUUAAAAUCUCUUCAUGAAGCAGUGAAAUUUGAGAAUCGAACUCCUACUGACACUCUAGAAGUUGUGGCAAUAGUUUUAGCAUACUUAAAAAUUUCAAUCAAGCGUUACGUUGACGUUGUCUCUAUGACAAUAAUUCACACUUUUAUUGAUAAAUUUAGUGACCACGUUGAAGAAAAACUAAUGGAAAAUUUUAUUCAUGAUAAAGAUGGAUCAUUCGAUGAUUUAAUUAGGGAAGAUGAUGGUACAAAGUAUCAAAGAGAGAGAUUGUUAAACCGUGAAAAGCUUUUAAGAGAGGUGUUGGAUAAGCUUGUUAACUUUGGUGUUCAUUAUAAAUAA